AGCACCUACAGGCCGCCAGCGAGACCGAGACAGCCGCAAGAAUAAUGGCCGCUCUGAGACACCCAAGCACUGCUAAUGUUGGUUCCAUUUUUGGAGCGCCUGGGACGCAGCGGAACUCGCCAGCACGGGGCGGCGCGUGACUGGGUUCCUUUUUGUCCCGGCCUGGCGAGAGGUCACGUGGGGCGUUACGCGUAGGCGGAACAUUGCGACCGCCGCCUAAAAGCUUGCUGUUUGGGGUCGCCUGGAUAUCCUAACCAUGCGCCCCCCGCGUCCCUACUCAGCUAUGCUGACGUUUUUUGCUGCGUUCUUGGCCGCGCCCUUGGCGCUGGCUGAGUCACCGUACCUGGUGCGUGUGGACGCAGCCCGCCCGCUGAGGCCUCUGUUGCCCUUCUGGAGGAGCACCGGCUUCUGCCCCCCACUGCCUCACGACCAGGCUGACCAGUACGACCUUAGUUGGGACCAGCAACUGAACCUUGCCUACAUAGGUGCCGUUCCUCACAGUGGCAUUGAGCAGGUCCGGAUACACUGGCUGCUGGAUCUCAUCACAGCCAGGAAGUCACCUGGGCAGGGACUGAUAUACAACUUCACCCACUUGGAUGCAUUCUUGGACCUUCUCAUGGAGAACCAGCUUCUCCCUGGAUUUGAGCUCAUGGGCAGUCCUUCUGGGUACUUCACGGACUUUGAGGACAAACAGCAGGUGUUUGAAUGGAAGGACCUGGUUUCUCUCUUGGCCAGGAGAUACAUUGGUAGGUAUGGGCUGACACAUGUUUCCAAGUGGAACUUUGAGACUUGGAAUGAACCAGACCACCAUGACUUUGACAACGUGUCCAUGACCACACAAGGCUUCCUGAAUUACUAUGACGCCUGCUCUGAGGGGCUGCGCAUUGCCAGCCCCACUUUGAAGUUGGGUGGUCCUGGGGAUUCCUUCCACCCCCUGCCAAGGUCACCAAUGUGCUGGAGCCUCCUGGGUCACUGUGCCAAUGGAACCAACUUCUUCACUGGCGAGGUGGGCGUGCGUCUGGAUUACAUCUCCCUGCACAAGAAGGGUGCAGGCAGCUCCAUCACCAUCCUGGAGCAGGAGAUGGCAGUUGUGGAGCAGAUCCAGCAGCUCUUCCCUGAGUUCAAGGACACCCCUAUUUACAAUGAUGAGGCAGACCCUCUGGUGGGCUGGUCCCUGCCACAACCUUGGAGAGCUGAUGUGACUUAUGCGGCCCUGGUAGUGAAGGUCAUUGCACAGCACCAGAACCUGCUGUUUGCCAACAGCAGUUCCUCCAUGCGCUAUGUGCUCCUCAGCAAUGACAAUGCCUUCCUGAGCUACCACCCGUACCCUUUCUCCCAGCGCACACUUACUGCUCGCUUCCAGGUCAACAAUACUCACCCACCCCAUGUGCAGUUGCUGCGAAAGCCAGUACUCACAGUCAUGGGGCUCAUGGCCCUGUUGGAUGGAGAGCAACUCUGGGCAGAGGUCUCAAAGGCUGGGGCUGUGUUGGACAGCAAUCAUACAGUGGGUGUCCUGGCCAGCACCCAUCACCCUGAAGGCUCUGCAGCCUGGAGUACCACAGUCCUCAUCUACACUAGUGACGACACCCAUGCACACCCCAACCACAGUAUCCCUGUGACUCUUCGCCUGCGUGGGGUACCUCCUGGCUUGGAGCUUGUCUACAUAGUACUCUACUUAGACAAUCAACUCAGCAGCCCCUACAGCGCGUGGCAGCGCAUGGGCCAGCCAGUCUUCCCCUCUGCAGAGCAGUUCCGACAUAUGCGCAUGGUGGAGGACCCCGUGGCUGAGGCACCACGCCCCUUUCCUGCUAGGGGCCGCCUGACCUUACACCGGAAGCUUCCAGUGCCAUCACUCCUGCUGGUGCAUGUAUGCGCACGCCCCUUGAAGCCACCGGGGCAGGUCAGCCAGCUCCGUGCACUGCCCCUGACACGUGGACAGCUAGUUUUGGUCUGGUCAGACGAGCAUGUGGGCUCCAAGUGCCUGUGGACAUAUGAGAUCCAGUUUUCCCAGAAGGGUGAAGAGUAUGCCCCAAUCAACAGGAGGCCGUCUACUUUUAACCUCUUUGUGUUCAGCCCAGACACAGCUGUGGUCUCUGGCUCCUACCGAGUACGAGCAUUGGACUACUGGGCCCGGGCAGGCCCCUUCUCCGACCCUGUGAUUUACCUGGAUGUCCCUGCCUCAUGAGAGCCACUGGCUCCUAGUGACUUGUCUGACUGGUGAAUGGAGUCAACCAGGAUAAGCUAGUCUGCCAUUAGCUAGGCAGCUGACUAUCAGCUUUUGUUGUUCUUCCCCUAUUUCCCUUUAAAGUGUCUUUCUCUACCUCAGACUUAGGGUCAGUCUUUGUGGCUAAGCACUUUACAGGCCCAGUUGGAGUGACCUUUGCCCACAUUCCUCCCCAUGCCCAGCUGUUCAAAAAGUUUAAAUGUGGGACUGGAAAGAUGGCUCAGUAGAUAAAGUGCUUGCUGUGCAGGCACGGGGACUUGUGUUCAGAUAUCUAGCACUCAUGUAAAGGCUGGGCAUGACAAUAUAUGCCUAUUGCCCUAGGGUUGGUGGAAGGGACAGAGAGGCCACGGCUCCCUGGCCUUCCAGUCUACCUGAAACUGCAAGUUCCAGGUUCAGUAAGAAACCCUGUUUUAGAAAAAUCAAGUAGAGAGCUUGGCACACACACACACACACACACACACACACACACACAGAGUCUAAAUUUCGUUUCUUGAGCUUCUGUACUAUCAAAAAUGCAGUUAUGUACUUCUGAAAUACAACUGCACAGAGGAAGCAUCUUCAUUCCAACAGGAAAAUAAAUGACAGGGAAGGACUUAAGUGAAGCAAGACAAACGUUAAAUCCUGCAGCUCCAUUCUCAGCAUCGGGGCCCAUGUUCCUGUGAUGUGCUGGACAGUCUGUGUCUGUGGUGUUGUCAUUUACAGCCGCCAUGACCUUUCUCCUAGGCUGGUGUCUUAGGCUUCCUAUUGAUUCGAUAAAACACGAUGAGCACAAGCAGCUGGGUAGGGAAGCAUUCAUUUCACUUGUAUUUCUACAUUACAGUCUAUCAUCGAAGGAAGUCAGGCAGGAACCUGGAGGCAGGAAGUCAUGCAGAGGCCACGGAGAAGUGCUGCUUACUCAGGCUAUGUUCUUACACAUCCCAGGAUCACCAGCCAAAGGGUGGGCCCCCACCCACAAUGGUCUGGACCCUCCCACAUCAAUCACUAGUUUAAGAAAACAGGCUUAUCUAUAGGUCAGUCUUGUUGGGGCAUUUUUCUCAAUUGAGGUUCCUUCUUCCCAAAUGACUCUAGCUUGUAAUAAACUGAAAUAAAGCCACCCCAAUCUUGCCACACA
Mus caroli (Ryukyu mouse) is the source of this 3335-nucleotide messenger RNA. It is a transcript of the gene Idua, whose product is annotated as alpha-L-iduronidase. NCBI's taxonomy places the organism in Eukaryota, Metazoa, Chordata, Mammalia, Rodentia, Muridae. The record is from RefSeq and is a predicted model, not a curated record. Gene Ontology annotation, molecular function: L-iduronidase activity. Gene Ontology annotation, biological process: carbohydrate metabolic process.